Messenger RNA from Acanthosepion pharaonis, 792 nucleotides. NCBI's taxonomy places the organism in Eukaryota, Metazoa, Mollusca, Cephalopoda, Sepiida, Sepiidae. The record is from the annotation of a GenBank genome assembly.
AUGCAUGUUCAUAUCAAACCAGUUUCUCCAAAUGAGGAUUCUUCAGAUGAUGCUUCAGGCAAAUCCCAUAAACGUAAGAACAAGCAACCUGGUGGUGUGUACAGCCCACCAACAAUGGUACCUAUUCAUCGUGUGUCAAAUAAUGAAGACCGUAAAGGAAGCUCCGACAGAAUGAUGCAGAAAGACCCAGCUGACUGUAGUAAAACACCUGACAAGUUGUCAAGGAAACCUAAAGAAGAUGGAUGCCAGCCAAUUGUCAUUGAUUUGGAAGCCAGUGGUAGUUCUGGUCAUUCGCCUUAUCGAAGUGCUUCAUAUCGCUAUACGCCAAACAAGGAUCUGCCUCAUCUUAACAACAACAGCAACCCAGCCGUGACCUUAGCUGACAGCCACAUAUCUUCAUCAGCUACAUCACGUCAUGAGCAGGGAGGCCAUACCCAGUCAAAUAUCUCCCAUCACCAUCAACAACCACCUUAUACAAAUAUCCACGAACAAAUGAGGACUUUCCCCCAGGUCCUUGGACUGGCUCCCCAGGGAGUUGGCUUUGUUGGCUCCCCCCCUGCUCACCAUCAUCCCAUAACAGAAGCCCUGCCUACAGAAUCCCAGUCGGAGAACUACAAGUUGUAUUAUUCUCAAGAUCAUAAUGCGAUAAGUUCUUCCCCAAUGUCACCACUGCCCCCUGUUGGUAGUAUCACAUCUAAUGCUAUGCAGUCAAGCAGGCCACGGCUUAACAUCCCAAAUAGUGUCAAUGAAAACAUGUCUCAUCCGUUAAGCUUCACUCCAUUAAGACCUUAG